Molecule: messenger RNA, 1128 nt
Organism: Capsicum annuum
Lineage: Eukaryota; Viridiplantae; Streptophyta; Magnoliopsida; Solanales; Solanaceae
Product: glutamyl-tRNA(Gln) amidotransferase subunit A-like
Exons: 9
Coding region: 1-1128 (375 amino acids)
Molecular function (GO): catalytic activity
Source: RefSeq, a predicted model, not a curated record
AUGGCAACUUUGACAGUCUGUCCCAUAUAUGACGACACUUCAGAAUUGACGUCAGCUACACUUCAGCUUAUUUACACCAAAUUUCAGCUCUUCUGCUCCAUUAUUCUUGAACUUGGACAGCUUCUCAAGGCAAAUCUAAUUACAUCAGUGGAGCUUACUGGAAUUUUCUUGAAGAGAAUCAAGAGGUAUGGUCCUGUUCUUGAAUCUGUCGUUACAGUUACUGAAGAAUUAGCAUACAAACAAGCAAAAGAGGCUGAUCAACUGCUUGCUGAAGACAAAUAUUUGGCUUCUCUGAUUUCGCUCAAAGGGAUUACACGUUUAACGUCUCCUUUUCUAUAUAGGUCCUCUUCAUGGAAUUCCUUAUGGCUGAAAUCUGCUGGGGCAGUUCUUGUAGCAAAGUUAGUUACUGGUUCUUUAGCAUAUGAUGACAUCUGGUUUGGUGGUAGAAUAACAAACCCAUGGAAUAUCGAGGAGCACUCUGUGGGAUCAUCAGCAAGGCCUGCGUUUUACACCUCAGCAGGUUUGGUUCCAUUUUCAAUUGGUUCAGAAACUUCCGGCUCUAUUACUUAUCCAGCUUCUCGUUGUGGCGUGAUGACACUGCGACCCCCCUUUGGAGCUGUUAGUCGCUCGGGUGUUAUGAGCAUAGAUGAAAGCUUGGAUAAAUUAGGCCCUUUUUGUAGAAAUUCUGUGGAUUGUGUGAUUGUUCUGGAUGCCAUUCGGGAGAAGGACCCGGAUGAUGUUUCAUCCAGAGACAUUCCCUUUACAGAUCCUUCUUCGGUGAAGCUUCAUUUGAACCUUCUCAAAGACAUCAAAGAUGACUUGGAAUUCUGUUUCAAGCUGGCUAAGGAAGAAUCUUUGAUGAUUUUACCUGGUAAAAGAAAACAAACUCUUAGAAAGCUAAUAAAACUGUCGAAAACACUUCAUUGUGGUUAUUAUGAGAAGAGGAGGAAUCGAUGUUAUAAUUAUGGUCAGCUUGGUCACAUGCAGCGAGAUUAUCUUUCAUCCAAGGUUGCCACUGUGGCUAAUAAAGUUUUGAUUGCCACAUCUCUUACACCAAAGGGCACUACUUUUGGUACUAGCACUAGCCAGAAUCGCCUCUAUGCAUUUGCUACUCACCAGGAAUCUUAG